AAACAAUACUGAACCCUUAUGAAGAGAGGGCUGGCUCCAGUAAAGAAAUCAGCAGUUCUGGAUCAGGGAUUUCCAGAUCGGAAUGAAGACCCCUGAGAACUGCACUGUGUUUACUGACUUUGUAUUCUUAGGACUUUCAGGUGCACAGGAUGUGCAGCAGGGGCUCUUUGUGCUUUUCUUCCUGAUUUAUGGCAUAACUGUGAUUGCCAAUCUAGGGAUGAUCCUACUGAUCAAGAUGGAUCUCACACUUCACACACCCAUGUAUUAUUUCCUGAGCAACUUGUCUUUCUGUGAUGUCUGCUACUCUUCCACUGUCUCUCCCAAGAUGCUGGCUGAUUUCUUAACUGACCAAAAGCGGAUUCCGUAUAAUUUAUGUGUCGUUCAGAUGUAUUUAUUUGGAGCCUUUGCAGAUGUGGAAUGUCUCAUGUUGGCUGUCAUGGCCUAUGACCGUUAUGUUGCCAUUUGCAAUCCACUUCUUUAUACGAUCACUAUGUCCAGGAGGCUCUGCACCCAGCUAGUGGCUGUGGCCUACUUUGUAGGCUUGGUGGAUUCUGCAGUCCACACCUGCUCCACAUUCAGGUUGUCAUUCUGCAAUUCUAAUGUCAUCAAUCACUUUUUCUGUGACAUCCCACCCUUGCUAGCCCUCUCUAACUCAGACACAUUCAUCAAUGAGAUAGUGAUGUUCACAUUCAUUGGCUGUGUUGUGGGGUGCAGCAUUGUCACUGUCUUCCUCUCCUACAGCUACAUUAUAAUGAUGAUCCUUAAAAUGAGCUCAGCUGAGGGCAGACUUAAAGCCUUCUCUACCUGCACCUCCCACUUGAUGGCUGUGGCUGUAUUUCACGGCACACUCCUGUUCAUGUAUUUCCGACCCAGUUCAAGUUACUCAAUGGAAACAGACAAAAUGGCUUCUGUUUUCUACACGGUUGUCAUACCUAUGUUAAAUCCACUGAUCUACAGCUUAAGGAAUAGGGAUGUGAAAGAUGCUCUGAAGAAAGCGAUAAGCACUAAAUUAUGUUCUGUAUGACACUGUGAUUUGCAUUCACAAAUAAUAAACUUCUGAGACUUAAAGUUCAUGUACUUCGACAUAGGUUUCUGUAGUGUCAUCCAUACGGCCUUCAAGGUAUUUUUAAUUACUUACCAUUGUGCUUAAAUUGUGUGUACGGGGGGAAGAAUUAUUGCUCUUAGUCUUCCCUCUAAACCAAGGAGGAGUAGAAAUAGACUUUUUUUGUUGUUUAGCAGAGAAGGUCCUUUUAUAUUUCCCCACUCUCUUCAUGAACAUGCCCCAGUGAACUGUUGUGGGUUCUAAUGAACCAUUUUCCCACACCAAUUCAACAGACCCUCCCUAAAUUUCCUAUUACAUACAAAAAUGUUGCUCAUCCAAAGGGAGUUUUAGAGAAUCAAACUUAGCCUGGUUCGUGCUCUUCCUAUGUACGAGUAUCAUCCUAUAAGUGUCCUGCAUAUACUUAUAAGUAAAUAAGCAGUAAAUAAAUAUAUAAAAGCAAAUAAGAAAUCUCUUGCCCAAAUAAGAAGUGUCUUGCCCUAGACAUAAAAUUCCAUAAAGGUAAUGUGCUUUCCUGCCUUGUUCACCAUUAUUUCUACGUUGUUAUUUUUAAUGCUUGGCUGCAGGAUCCCAUUUAUAAACAGUUAUUCAAUACACAAAUCAAUGUUCCUUGAAAGUUUAUGCAAAAAGGAGGCUUUGUACAUUUACCAGAAAAAGAAGUCCCUUCCAUUUCAUUCUAGUAUGUUCACCUUGGAUAAAAUCCAUCUGUGCCUCUUGUCUUUUGACCUAGGUUUGAAUUAAGUUAUCACAAACAGAGAUCAUCUUUGAUAUACUGAACAAUUUUUCUCAAAUCCUCUAUUCCUCAUUAUAUCAGCAGACAUCCCCAGGAUCACCAAUCCCAGAUUUUUAUUUUAAUAUUAAAUUAUUCUCUCAUAGUCACAGCACCAGCCUCCAGACUUCCUCCCUACCCUUACUCUGGAGAACAGGCAUGGCGCUAUUGGCAACCUAUAGGACUGCACAAAUGGAACGAAAGAUCUGUACUUUCUCCAAAGGCCACUGGAAAAGGAGCCUCAAUCUCCCUUGAUGAGUUUGUACCAUUAUAUUCUGUUAAUGGUUCAUGUGAACUAAAAUUUCAAAAAUGGAAGGUCCAAUUGAUUUGGGUGAAGUUGUAAAGUAUGUUCAAUGGAAAAAAAC
Cebus imitator (Panamanian white-faced capuchin) is the source of this 2194-nucleotide messenger RNA. Its product is annotated as olfactory receptor 5W2-like. Gene Ontology annotation, cellular component: membrane. Gene Ontology annotation, biological process: G protein-coupled receptor signaling pathway; sensory perception of smell. Bases 83 to 1024 code for a protein of 313 amino acids. The record is from RefSeq and is a predicted model, not a curated record. Gene Ontology annotation, molecular function: odorant binding; G protein-coupled receptor activity; olfactory receptor activity. NCBI's taxonomy places the organism in Eukaryota, Metazoa, Chordata, Mammalia, Primates, Cebidae. The transcript has 2 exons.